AACGAAAUUAAUAUGUUUGACAUGAACAAACUUGGUAAUACAAACAACUUUAAAAAUAGAAUGAAUGUCGAUUUAAUAAAAUAUUUAAAUGAAGCGUAAUUUUGUUAGUAUCCCCUUUUUAAAAAAAAAACCGAUAAAUAGUAAUCUGAUAUACAAGCAAAAUUUUCACAACAUUAAAAGAAAUUAGAAUUUAAGGAAAUGUCAAAUACACUUUUAGCCGCAGCAUUAAGUGCUAUUACCAAUAAUACUGUUAUUACUUACGAUGAUUUUUGUAAUAAAUGGUGGAAUAGUGGUGAUUAUUCUCCAUUGAGUCAAGAAUCUCUUCACCAGUCACAUUUAAUUGGUGGUAGAGUGCCAACUGCUAAUAUAAAGGGUAGUGCAAAUAAUGAAUCAUCAAAAUUAAAAUUCGUGUUCUCAAGAGGAUCAAUAAGUCGAACUAAGAUGAAUCAAAAACUAGCCGAAGUGUUCAUUAAAACAUUAUCGGACAAAACUAUAAAAGUAGAAAUUGAUUUAAAUGAAACAAUUGAUCAGUUAAAAGCAAAAAUUCAAGAUAGAUUAGGUAUACCAUCAGAUCAACAAAGAUUAAUUUUUGCUGGCAAAGGAUUAGAAGAUGGUGCCACUUUAGUGGAUUGUGAUAUAAAAACUGGAAGUACCUUGCAUUUAUUAUUGAGGUUAAGAGGUGGCGGUGGUAUGGGAGUAUUAUUUAUUCAUCCGGAUCAGCUUGACCCAGAUUAUGAUUAUGAUUUCACGGAUGUAAAUGAUGAAGGAAUAAAAUUUAUGAGAGGAAAUUUUGAAUAUAAACGUCCUUGUGGAUGGAAAAGAAAUGCCCUCAACGUUCUUAAUAAAUAUGAAGAUAACAGUUGGCUUGGUGUUAAUAAUAGACGUUGUUUAACAAGUUCGGUACAAAAUGAAUGGCCAGUUUCUUACCAUGGAACUGCAAAACAUAACUGUAAAUCAAUCGCUGAUGAAGGUUAUCAAUUGUGCAAGGGUAAACGAUUCCUAUUUGGACAUGGAAUUUAUUCUACUCCGGAUAUUAAUGUUGCGUAUCAAUACGCUAAAAAAUUCACUUACGAAGGGGAUGUUUAUAGAAUCGUGUUUCAAAAUAGAGUUAAUCCAAAUAAUUUAGUUAGAAUUACAAAUGAAGAAACUGAAAAUGGUGAAUAUUGGAUUUCCCCUGAUGGAGCAGAUUUGCGUCCUUACGGAUUAGGGACAAAUAGAAUCGGAAACCACUUUGAAGUACCUACCGGACGUCUUGGAUAUUUGAUUUCAGAACUUGAGAUCGGUUUCAAUGAAGAGAACAGGACGCGUCUAAUAUGUCUUCUGGGAUUAUUAGAUAAUAAAUUACGAAGUUAA
Molecule: messenger RNA, 1353 nt
Organism: Rhizophagus irregularis DAOM 181602=DAOM 197198
Lineage: Eukaryota; Fungi; Glomeromycota; Glomeromycetes; Glomerales; Glomeraceae
Molecular function (GO): protein binding
Source: RefSeq, a predicted model, not a curated record